AUGGUCUCUAUGGUCGGGGACAAGACCAUCAACUACAUUAAGGGAAUAUUCUUCAUUUUGGCCGGAAUUCUCAUCCUCAUUCCUGUCUUCUGGAAGGCCAGGGCAAUCAUCAGCGACUCCUCCAAAUUGUUGUUCGGAGAGAAGAGGGAACUGGGGGGAGCGCUCUACAUCGGCUGGGUGGGUGCAGCCUUUCUCCUGAUUGGAGGGGCCAUACCUAGCAGAACUCCGUAUACAAGCAGAACAGAGGUUGCAGGCAUCCCCACAGGGGUCAUAGGAAGGAUAAUCUCCAUGGUGCCCUGUGCAAUACAGAUUCUGUCCUGGUCCUUCUUCAUCCUCCUUGGGUUUCUAGGGCUGAUAUUAUUGUUUUGCGGGGUCAAAGUACACGAACUGCAUCAAGAGGAAUACUUACAAAGCUGACGGGAAUAACUCUGCUGGAAUAUUGUUCAUCAUGGCUGCUUUUGUCCAGCGGAUCUUUUUCUUCUUUGUUUCCCUUGACAAAACUCCGACCCUGACAACAAUACCUUUAUGUUUUCAGUUGAACUCAGUAGGUGGGCUGCUUCACUGCUUCUGAUAGGAGGGACCAUACUCUUCUGCUGCUUUAAGAAAGAAAAGUGAGAGUUGACAACUGACUCUUAUGCCUUGAAUCUUGUCUUACGUGACCUUAAUUUAUCUUAGGUCUACUACUUCUGUGUUUGUGAAUCUGAGAGCAGCAAAUAGAUGUAAGCAAUAUGAUGAUUGGUGAUGGCUACGCUUCAUAGUCUUCUACACCCACACUGGACCCUGCAGAGUAAGAUUGCCCACCACUUGUCUUGACUCAGUGACACAUGGAACAGGCUCACAGCAUCCACUUCCUUGUCAAAACACUUGAAAGGGACAUGUAGAUGUUGUCUAAGGGCUGGUUGAGGUGGGAUUUGCUAUAGGUAGAGGAACUUCCACCAAAAUAAAUUGCUUUUCCAUUAUUAUGAAUGGCUUUUCCAUAAUUUUUUAUAAUAAAAUGUUAUUCAACUCCUAACUUAAUUUGUUCAUUGGGUGGAGCUGUAUAUUGCACUAGUUUUUCAGCCAUGUGGGUAUCAACCACAACCUGCCUCAAAUAUGUAUAAAUAGGUUGUUUCCAUGACAACAUCACAGCAUUGAGCAGAUAUAGAGGUCUACUGAGUGGCUCAGUUCUCUUAUCUUACAGAAGACCUCAGCAGCAAACUUCAGAGUGUAAGAAUCUGCUGUUCUAGAACUUUGUAAAGACUGAAGGUGCCAUAGCUCCAGGAUCUCCUCUGGAAGUUCAACAUCUCUGCUGUUUUGGAAUAUCUUUGUUGAGUCACAUCGUUCUUCCUCCGGGAAGGGCAGGUGUAGAGAGACGCACCCAGGGACCCAGUAUGUCGAUGGGCAUGGAGAUCAUGGGCAUCGCCCUGGGAGUCAUAGGAUUAAUCAACACCAUUUUAGUGUGUGCACUCCCCACCUGGAUGGAGACAACUUUCAUAGCAGCUAACUUUGGCACCAAGGAGGUGGUCUGGGACGGCCUGUGGAUGAGCUGUGUGAAAAGGAGCACGAGCCAGAUGCAGUGUGAGGUCUACGACUCCAUGCCAAGCUCUGUAUGGAGCUCCAACCUGCAGGCCGCCAGAGCCAUGAACAUCAUCACUAUUAUCCUGGGAUUUCUGGGAGUCAUGGUCUCUAUGGUCGGGGACAAGACCAUUAACUACAUUAAGGGAAUAUUCUUCAUUUUGGCCGGAAUUCUCAUCCUCAUUCCUGUCUCCUGGAAGGCCAGGGCAAUCAUCAGCGACUCCUCCAAAUUGUUGUUCGGAGUGAAGAGGGAACUGGGGGGAGCGCUCUACAUCGGCUGGGUGGGUGCAGCCUUUCUCCUGAUUGGAGGGGUCAUACUUAGAACAACUCUGUAUAAAAGCAGGAUCGAGGUUGCUGGCUUCACCACAGUCACAGGAUGGAUAAUCUCCAUGGUGCCCUGUGCUUGUGCUUUAGGAAUGUUAGACCUUCUGCAAUACAGGGCACUGGUUCUUCUGUCCUUAUCCUGCUUCUCCAUCAUGUUUGGGUUUCUAGGACUGAUAUUAGGUUUAUUCGGGUCAGGCUGCAUCAAGAGGAAUAUGUCUAAAGCUGAAGUGAGUAACUCUGCCGGAAUAUUGUUCAUCAUGGCUGGUAUAGCCCAGCUGAUCAUUACCUCCUUUGUUGCCCUCGACAUGACACAAAACUCGGAACCUGAGAACGUCCUGCGGAGUGAUGCCCUCAUGUUUUCAGCUGAACUCAGUAGGUGGGCUGCUUCACUGCUUCUGAUAGGAGGGACCAUACUCUGCUGCUGCGUUAAGAAGAAAAUAUUUAAGAAAGAAAAGCCGAAGUCGACAAUUGACUCUAAUGACCUAAAUCGUGUCUUACAUGAUCUUUAUUUAUCUUAA
This is a messenger RNA of Coregonus sp. 'balchen', 2396 nucleotides long. The record is from the annotation of a GenBank genome assembly. NCBI's taxonomy places the organism in Eukaryota, Metazoa, Chordata, Actinopteri, Salmoniformes, Salmonidae.